Messenger RNA from Geodia barretti, 1065 nucleotides. Lineage: Eukaryota; Metazoa; Porifera; Demospongiae; Tetractinellida; Geodiidae. The record is from the annotation of a GenBank genome assembly.
AUGGAACUCACUGUACAUGUCUUUGUGCCAGAUGGCGAUGCUCCUCUCCAGGACUCUGACACUCCCUUGUGCAUAAAGUAUCAAGAAAUGCCCCUUACAUUUAGAGAAAACCGAUCUACAUUUGUGCUGUUGGAAUAUAAUGUAUCAAGUCCUUUCAAAGUCCCUGCUGGGGCUAUUCUAGGGUUGCAGCACAACAGGGGACCAUUAAUAUAUCAGAAAGGUCACAAUGACAUUCAAACAAUCUGUAUUCCUGAUGGCUAUGGCAGUGAAGAAAACUUUCCGCUAAUUGCUGUUGACAUUGAUUGUGAUGAUAACAGUACCACUGGAUUUCUCAGUAUGACUGACUUGAAACAGAUAGUUCGAGAAGAGCGCACAGUGUCCUACAGCUUCAAUCAAAUUAGUGUGAUUCCAGCUCUAAACUUUUCCACGCCAGGGACAAUAUCCUCAUGGACUAUUGCUGCUAGAUGUGUGCAAGGGCUGAAAGGUGCUGGUGGACCAUACAUUCAGAUAUGGAGACCAACUGCUAGAGAUACCAAUCUUGAAUACAGGCUGGUGGAGUCCAUUGAGGUGUAUGUGGAAGAAGAAAAUUGUGAUGAACUUGUCAUCACACGUGAACUAGACUCAGCAAUAAAAGUGGAGGCUGGAGAUGUGAUUGGUGUGAAACAACCAGAGAAUAGUCAAGUCUUCCUGAUGUUUGAGACAGGAGGUCCUACCAACUAUAUUAAUACAGAUCUUGAUCUUGAGGUUGUUACCAGUGAGGUUAGGUCAGUAAUGAGACUGCCAUUGAUAACACCUGACUUCCACUCAUCACGUGCACAGACUCCACCACCAGUUACACUGAUUCCCAGUUCAUCUUUAAGUCCAUCAGAUUCAAAUGAAGAGGUGCGUGUUGCCGUGAUCAUUGGAGCAAUAUUAGGACCUUCAGUGAUUGGUCUGAUUUUAAUGGUGGGUGUGACUGUGGCUUGUCUAGUCUGGAAGAAGAGGAAGGGAACAAUGAAGUGUCAGAGUCACAACUCACCAGCUGAACAACCUAUGCACAACAUUGGAAGCAACCCUAUCUACAAU